Messenger RNA from Ustilaginoidea virens, 279 nucleotides. RefSeq lists its product as uncharacterized. NCBI's taxonomy places the organism in Eukaryota, Fungi, Ascomycota, Sordariomycetes, Hypocreales, Clavicipitaceae. The record is from RefSeq and is a predicted model, not a curated record. The transcript is spliced from 2 exons. Bases 1 to 279 code for a protein of 92 amino acids.
AUGGCGUACCGAUGGACGACCCGGGAAAAAUUCAAGCGCGGCGUAUGGUCCGUCGCCGUCGCGGCCGUCAUCUCCGUCGGCGCCGUCACGGGCGCCCAGCUCAAGACGGACAAGCAAAAGAGACAGGCGGCCAAGCAGUUGCAGACGACCCCGACGGCCGAGCAAAUCGCCAUUUUGGAGGCGCAAAAGGUCCAUUUGCUCCAGCAAAAGGCUGGGCUGGAGCGCAGACUCGCCCUGUUCAGGGAGCGUGCACAGGAGCGCGAGGCUGGGAAAAAGUAA